Gadus chalcogrammus (walleye pollock) is the source of this 3169-nucleotide messenger RNA. RefSeq names its product eukaryotic translation initiation factor 2D (gene eif2d). The record is from RefSeq and is a predicted model, not a curated record. The transcript is spliced from 15 exons. Lineage: Eukaryota; Metazoa; Chordata; Actinopteri; Gadiformes; Gadidae. Gene Ontology annotation, molecular function: RNA binding; translation initiation factor activity. Gene Ontology annotation, biological process: translational initiation; formation of translation preinitiation complex. The coding region runs from base 192 to 1979 and encodes 595 amino acids.
CACAGUUUCUUACCGGUUGAUAUUGUGUGCCGAACAAUAAUAAUGCAUUUUUGAAGCAUUGUGGCACACCGUUCAGUACAUGAGAGUUCAGUUCAUAGCUGCACAUUAAUUAAUAACUAGGCUAAUUACAAGUCAUUGAAUUUAAGUGCUUGAUAAGUGAAAGUAAAUAUAGUUGUUUUACCUUUGCCAAUAUGUUUACAAAGGCAUUUCGUGUCAAAUCCAACACAGUAAUCAAAGGAUCAGACAGGAGAAAGCUUAAAGUCGAUGUAUCAACUGCCUUUCCCUUGUUGUCGGAGUCAGAGUUGUCGGAAGUUGUCCCAAACAAAGAAGAAAUUAAUGUAGUUAAGGUUUAUGCUCACAAGGGAGAUGCAAUUACUCUCUAUGUUCUUCAUAAAAAUCCAUUGUUCUUUGAACUUGAAAAACGACUCUAUCCCACAGUGUAUAUGCUUUGGCAAUACCCAAAUGUUUUGCCAUCAUUUGCAACAUGGGCACCUGUGAUUCAAAAGAUAGCUGGAGGUGCAGAUCUGAUGCUACCUGGAGUGGUAGUACCUUCAUGUGGCCUACCUGAAGUACGACAGGGCGAGUGCUGUGUUGUUAAAGUGGUAGGCAAUGAGGCACCGAUGGCUGUGGGCAUUGCUGCCAUGUCCACUGCAGAGAUGUGCAGUGCAGGCAUGAAAGGAAGAGGCGUGUCUGUCCUUCACACAUUCAUGGAUAACUUGUGGGCUUAUGGAGAUAAAUCGUGCCCUGCUUUGAUCUCGGAUGCUGAAACGACUGGAGGUGAAGUCUUGAACAGAGACGAGAAUAAUGAGGAAGGAGAGGGUGGUGAGGAGCAAGAGACAAAUGUGGGAGAGUUAUCUGAUUGUCCUAAUGGGCAAGGGGUUGACCAGGAGACAGAGAAGGCCUGCGCUGAAGUGGAAGGACUCAGACUGACCAAGUGUGAGAGUGAGAACAAGAACGAAGAGGAAGAAGAGGUUAACCUAGAUGAGCAGAUAUCUCCUCAAGACGAGAUGGACGCCCUGCUGCUGCAGUGUUUCCUGCACGCCCUCAAGAGCAAGGUGAAGAAGUCCGAGCUCCCCCUGCUGACCAGCUCCUUCCUCCGUAACCACAUGUUCCCCUGCUGUCCAAACGGCAAACAAUUGGACAUCAAGAAAUCCAGCUACAAAAAGUUGUCAAAGUUCCUGCAGACCAUGCAGCAGCAGCAUCGGGUGGUGCGCGUGAAGGAGCUGACCAAAGGAGUCGAGAGCCUGGUGGAAGUGGACUGGAAGAACCCAGUUCUACGCUCCUUCCGGGCCCCUGCCGAGCCCCAUGUGGAGGAGGACCCUGUGCAGAUGACAGAGGAUGGCGAGAAGACUUACCAUCCCCCUGAGAUCACUAUUCUGUACUCUGUGUCGGCACGCGUGGAGCCGCUGUUUCGAGAGGCCAACAAGAGGAAAGGAACGGUUCUCCAGCCAGGUGAAGUUAGGACUAUAAUAACUGAGUAUGUCAAAGCGAACGAGCUGGUGGAUGAAAAUAACAAAAAUUAUGUCCACAUAAACCCUAUUUUAUGUGACUGCCUGUUGGAGAAGUCUGAGUACCACGAGGUCAGCAUUCUGAAGUGGGACGAUCUCUUUAGCAGGACACUGAGCAAAAUGCAGGAGUGCUCCCAGUUUGUAAUUGCCGGUCAGCAACCUAUUAUGAAGAAAGGCCACAUUGAGCCCAUCGACAUAACCGUAGCCUCUCGAGGCUCUAACAAGAAGGUAACGCUCAUUAAGAACCUGGAGAUGUAUGGGUUGGACCCCAUAGACGUAUCAGCUGCCCUGCAACAUAGAGUCCAGGCCAGCGCUGUGCUGCAUCCGGUUCCCGGGACUAAGGACAAGGUUCUGGUUCAGAUCCAGGGCAACCAGAUUCAGCAAGUUGGCAAUUUACUACUAGAUCGGUAUCAUAUUCCUCGCAAGUACAUCCAAGGCCUGGAAAAAGCUCAGAAAGGGAAGAAGAAAUAACAGCAUUUCAUCAUAACAUACACCAUAUGUUAUCUGUUUAUCUGCUCACUGCUAAAGUAAUAGCCACUAACCACCAUCCAUGCCAUGAAGGUGCCAUAUAAAUCUAAUAAAAGGACUACAUGUUGUUUUAUUUCCUGGCCAUGCAUUGGCAUUUCCUUAAUAAGUCAUAAAAACAGCUUAUUUUGCGAUGACGCCGGAUAACAAGAAAGCUUUGAAGUGAUUCAAAUGUUUAUGAAUUUGAUUUAUUUCUACAGUGCGCUUUUGAUACCUAUAUCGUCUAUAGUUUUUGUAAUUCUAAAAUAUGUUUGUCAAAAUAUUGUUUUUACACAUGCCAAAACAGGAGUAGAAUACAAACUUCCAGGGUGAGAAUCCCAUAUUUAUAUGUCGGUUAAUAGUCUUAAUUACACAUAUUGAUUUACUGGUGUACCUUUAAAACCACACACUGCAGGGAGAGUUAAUUCAUUUCUAAAAAAAUCAUUCACGUUCCCCUUGUGAAUGAUCUUGGGGAAUGCUUUUGUCAGAGAUACCAGUGGUAGAAAGACCUAGAAUUGUACAUCGGGCCAGAUUACUUCUUCCUGAAGCACAGUCAAGCACAUGACCUGCAGGUAGCAUCUGCUGUCUCCAGUGGUGUUUGUCCAACCGUGGUACGUUAGUUUUAUUACAAAGGCGUGCGGCAUCACUUUAAACAGAUGCGUUCCUUUCUUUGUUCUCUAAGACACAUUUGACAGACGUACGGUGUAGUAUGUAGGGUAGGCCUAUAGCUAGAGUAGGCUACGUAGAGUGCAGUUGUGCUGUGAUCUCCGUGGACCGUGACAUUUAGGCCCCCCUCCAUCCCAAAUGGUUAGGGACAACCUGCAGUUUAGCCGAAUCACUGGACAACAUGGGUCAACUCAAACAGGAAAUUAGAUGGGAAGGAGGUCAAAGGCCGAAGAAUAUUCUGCAGCAUGCUGCACCGCCAGAUGUUUGCCUUCAUGUGUCUGAUGGGAUGAGGAAUGUUGGUUUUGGCAGAAGAAGCGCCCAGUAGUCCUUUUGUAACCCAAAUUGGUAUCUAGUAACUAGGCAUAUCAUAAUUUGGUUCAAGUUGUUUCACAUUUCGUACAGUAUAAUAAUUAAGAUCCCUAUUCAAACUGGCCGACAGAUGGCACUGUUAGUGGUCUUAUCCCUACAUGCGGCCAAUUGGGAAGUGGGCC